GCGGCGCGGUCACGUGACCAGCCGCCCGCGUCCUCGGCCCGCCAGAUCCUCGGCACGGCUAGCCGCUCGGGUCUCCACAAUGCGCACAGCGUCAUGUCGGGCUGCCAUAUAAAUAUGGCCCGAUCCCCACAUUUCACGCGCCUCACUUUUCGCUAGCUCGGCACCCUGGGUUAACUCCACUUUUAUCAUAGUAUCUUUCUUCUCAGAAACCCAAAACACACACCACCAAUAAAAAAAUAUGACGGUCGCAAACAACACCAUAGACUCCGCGCCAGCGCCAAACCCGCAGGCAUCGAUCCAGCAUGAGAGGUCGCAAAACCGCUUUGAUCCGGAAACCAUGCACUAUUUCUUGGAGUCGCUGAAGGAAAAUGCCGAGGCAUUCAAAACCAUCAUCCAACAGUUGGAACGCGACCCGAUUUUGGGCAACGACGCCAGCUAUUACGACCUCACCAAGGCGCAGCAGCGCGAAAUCACCGCCCGCAGAAUCGCCCGCGUGGCCCAGUACCUUGAAAUGGGCGAGUCGCCGUUGUGGGAAACCACCCGCACGUCGCUUUUGAACCUCGUGGACUCGCAGGUGGGCACGCGGAUCGGCGUCAACUUGGGCCUCUUUCUCGGCUGCAUCCGCGGCAACGGCACGGAGGAACAGCGCAACUACUGGUCCACCACCAAGGGCACGGAGCUCUUGAAAAACCUCUACGGGUGCUUCGGCAUGACCGAGUUGGCCCACGGGCUGAACGUGGCCGGCUUGGAAACCACCGCCACGUUUGACAAGGAGAGGGACCAGUUCAUCAUCAACACGCCGCACAUCGGCGCUACCAAAUGGUGGAUUGGCGGCGCCGCCCACUCGGCCACGCACUGUGCCGUGUACGCGCGCUUGAUUGUGGACGGCGAAGAUUACGGCGUGAAGACGUUCGUGGUGCCGUUGCGCGACUCGGCGCACAACGUGAUGCCGGGCGUCACGGUGGGCGACAUUGGUGCCAAGAUGGGCCGUGACGGGAUCGACAACGGCUGGAUCCAGUUCUCCCACGUGCGCAUUCCGCGCUUCUUCAUGUUGCAGAAGUUCUGCAAGGUGUCACGCGAGGGUGACGUGACCAUGCCUCCCUUGGAGCAGUUGUCGUACUCGGCGUUGCUCGGCGGCAGAGUGCAGAUGGUGAUGGACUCGUACCGGUGGACGGCGCGCUUCGCCACCAUUGCGCUCCGGUACGCUGUGGGCAGAAGGCAGUUCAAGCUGGCCUCGCAGGGCGAUGGCUCGGAGACGCAGUUGCUCAACUACCCCUUACACCAGAGAAGAUUGUUGCCAUACUUGGCCCAGGCAUACGUGUUCAGUGUCGGUGCGUGGAAGAUCGACCACACCAUCACCGAGACCUUGGACACCUUGGACAAGAACGUGGCUGCAGAAGACAUGGGCGCCAUCAUGAAGUCCAUCGAGGACAUGAAGACGCUUUUCAUCGACUCCGCGUCCGCAAAGUCCACUGCCACCUGGUUGACUGCAGACUGCAUUGACCAGUGCAGACAGUCCUGUGGUGGCCAUGGCUACUCGGCCUACAACGGCUUCGGGAAGGCCUACAACGACUGGGUCGUGCAAUGUACGUGGGAGGGCGACAACUCAGUGCUCGCAAUGUCGGUCGGAAAGCCCAUCAUCCGCGCGGUCAUGGCCGUGUUGGACCUGGGCAAGAAGCAGAAGUCGUCGCUUGCGUUUUUGAACGACGCCAAGAAGUUCAACACCAAGGAAACAAUCUUGACGUCUACCGACGACGUCUUGGACCUCAAGAAAGCCUUGAGUGCCAUCGAGGUGUUGAUCACCAGAAUCGCUAUUCAGGGCGCGAAGGUCGUGACUGAGAACGACGGCAACUUCGAUACUGUGGGUGCUGCGAGCUUGGCUAUCUCCAAGUUGAAGGCUCACUUGUACUUCUUGAGCGAGUAUGUUAAGAGGAUUUCCGAGAACGAGUACAAGGAGAUGAACCCAUACUUGCUCAAGCUAGGCCAAUUGUACGCGACCGCCAACGUGGUGGAGAAGUUCAGCGGUGAGUUCUUGGGCCACUCGAUUCUCUCGCCUGAGCUUCUCAACGAAUUGACUAACAAGAUCGUGCCACAGAUCUGCAAGGAGCUUAGGCCGGAUGUCAUUGCAUAUACCGACUCCUUCCAGUUCAGUGACUUUGCCUUGAACUCUUCCAUUGGCAAGUAUGACGGUAACAUUUACGAGAACUACUUUGGCACAGUGAAGACCUUGAACCCACAUAGCGUCACCAAGGCGCCGUACAGCGCGGAGUUCGAGCUCGCCUUGAACAGACCUUCUCUUGAGGUCAGAGAUCGGUUUGAGAAAUCCGAGGAGGCUGCCUCGAUCUUGUCCAAGUAAAUCAGCUAGGUUUGAUAUUAAUGAUUAUGAUUGGUAUACGAAAAGACUCAUGCGUCUAUGUAGCCCUGUUGAGUAAAAGAAGACAGAGUACCAAAGCUAUAGGAUGGGAGGGGAGAUCUAAUAGGACUUUCUU
Molecule: messenger RNA, 2489 nt
Organism: Metschnikowia bicuspidata var. bicuspidata NRRL YB-4993
Lineage: Eukaryota; Fungi; Ascomycota; Pichiomycetes; Serinales; Metschnikowiaceae
Gene: POX1-3
Product: acyl-CoA oxidase
Exons: 1
Coding region: 239-2356 (705 amino acids)
Biological process (GO): fatty acid beta-oxidation using acyl-CoA oxidase; lipid homeostasis
Cellular component (GO): peroxisome
Molecular function (GO): FAD binding; fatty acid binding; acyl-CoA oxidase activity
Source: RefSeq, a predicted model, not a curated record